This is a messenger RNA of Brugia malayi, 309 nucleotides long. RefSeq lists its product as uncharacterized. The transcript is spliced from 2 exons. NCBI's taxonomy places the organism in Eukaryota, Metazoa, Nematoda, Chromadorea, Rhabditida, Onchocercidae. The coding region runs from base 1 to 309 and encodes 102 amino acids. The record is from RefSeq and is a predicted model, not a curated record.
AUGGAACGGCUGAAAGAAAAUAACGCCAGUCCAAUCAGGCAACCUACUACAGCAAAAGGAAGCAUGCACGUUUCCAUUCCAAAGGCCUUCAUAACACGGCGCUAUGUCACACUAAAUAUAAUGAUAAUGAAUAACUUCUUGAAAAAAAUCAAGGAAAACACAAGUCUCAUAAAGGCAAUAAGUCCAAUCAUAAAGCAGUGGAAUCGAAAAGGAUUCGCUUUGAUCAAUACAAUAGCCGCUCCAAUAAUAGCUGGAAGUGGAUAUGAAGACAAGCACUGUAAUCAGUUCCAAGCUCUUAUGAAGUGGUAA